CGAGUGUUUGAACAAAUGUAGGCGGUCUAGCUUACUGCUUGAGUUAAAGCAUAUCUUUAUCUCGCUGUCAGUGACCCUUACGUAUUCUGAUACUGCAGACCAGUGCGCGGAAGAAGAUAAUCGGGCGAAUAUCGGUCAGAAGAUAAUCGGGCGAAUAUCGAUAAAAAACAAGAUCGAAGACGGAACAUGUUGGGAAUGUACCGAAUGCCAUGGCUUCCUGUUUUGAUGAUCGGAGUACAUCUUGUUACGGCCUCAACUUUUUAUCCAAGUUCUUGGAAUUGUUCGACUGAGCCCAAAGUUUCUUGUGUAGCUUACGACAUCCUUGAUGACUCAAAGCUACCCGAGUCUGAUUACUUCUGCCUGGACAAUUUUCCGCUCAAGUACAAGCAAGUCCACUCGGAGCAUGGAACCUUAGUCAGCUGGACUUUCAAAUUUAACGAUACAACGAUCGACGGCUUUUGCGUUGAGAAUUCAAAGCUUUGGAGGGUACUUCUGUUACAGGAAUUAGAACGCAACAGCUUUCCAUUUGCGUUGAACUUGACGACAUGGAUUGAAGAUAGCAUCACUGAAGACGAUGAUGUAUAUAUAUACCCACUAAUGACGGAAUCCAAAAACUGGAAUCACGUGACUAAGGAUACUAAUUUCUUCGUAUGCCAGAUUUCUUCGCGAGUUUUGAAGAUUGGCUUUACUUCCGCUAAGGCAGGUCCAAAUACUCACGUGGUCGAAUGUCUCGCGGACAAUUGUGACAGCCAAGAACCAGCCGUUGAUAUCGUCCGGAUUCAAUCGACUGAAGUGACAUUUUCCAAUUUGACGUCCGGUAAUUACUGUUUUAUGGUUACUCCUCAAGAUCCGUCCCCUCUUGACCCCACCCGCUGUUUGUGUUACUAUGGUAGCAUCAACCUCCGUCAGUGCUACGCUUGUGGUAGAAGUAGCACAACAUACACCAUGAAGGACCUUGAAGAAGCAGUUACCGAAAAUGUUUUACAUUCCGAGGCGGUGUCAGCGCCUUCCAAGACUGUGUCAGCACAUUCCGAGACGGUGUCAGCGCCUUCCAAGACGGUGUCAGCUCAUUCCGAGACGGUGUCAGCACAUUCCGAGACGGUGUCAGCGCCUUCCAAGACGGUGUCAGCUCAUUCCGAGACGGUGUCAGCACAUUCCGAGACGGUGUCAGCGCCUUCCAAGACGGUGUCAGCUCAUUCCGAGACGGUGUCAGCACAUUCCGAGACGGUGUCAGCGCCUUCCAAGACGGUGUCAGCUCAUUCCGAGACGGUGUCAGCACAUUCCGAGACGGUGUCAGCGCCUUCCAAUACGGUGUCAGCUCAUUCCGAGACGGUGUCAGCGCAUUCCGUUCUUUUGAAGACACGUACUGACAGUAACGAGUUUCCUCUCGUCGCCUUACUGGGAACACUGAGCGUAUGUCUAGUCGUUAUAGGACUUAUCCUGGUUGUGAAUGUGCGCCAACACAUUCGGAAAUUUCUGCUGAAGUCGAAGUUGUGUAGAAGAAAAAUCCUGAUACUGGCCGUAUAUGAUAGCAAUAAUCACAGGCAGUCGGUGGAAUGCUUCAGUCACUGUCUGAAGACGUAUUGUAGAUGCAACGUUGAUAACAUUAGCAUCGAUGUCCUUGGCAAAGAAACAAGAAGUUUCCAAAACGUCGGACAGAUUUUGUCAACCUUUGAUGUUGUGAUUGUUUUUCUUUCUCAGAGACUUCUGUCGUUAUUUGAAGAAAUAGAAUGUAGCUAUAAGGAAAGCAGAACAUUAAUGACUCCAAGAACUGAUUUGGUAGAGGCAUUGCUAGAACUACUUCAACCUUCAUCCCAAACAGUGUGCAAAAUAGUAACCUUACACUUCAGCAGUUCGUCGAAAACUCACUCUAUAAUAAACCAUUUGUCAGCGCCUGACUUUCAUUUGUUUGCCGAAUUUGAAAGCCUACUAUUAAAAAUUCAUUCUGCAGAUCAUACCAUGUCAGAGGUUUCAAAACAAUGUUCAGAAAUGAUGAUGCAACUGCAUGAUACAGACAAAUUCAACGAACUCAAAGAUCUUGUAAGUUCUGUGAAACAGGCAGAAAUGUCGACAGAAAGGGGUAAAACCUCAAAACAAAGAUUGCAGAGUUUGAAUGUAGACUCUGGUAAAGGUUCCUCGCUGUCUCGUAUAAGCAUAGGUGUAAAUACGCAACUGUACGAGAACAUAUAUAGGUUCGAUGAAAACAUUGAUGAACUUAGUAAUUGUUCUGUAUGGUCAGAUUCUGGGAGGAAACAUCAUGACCAGAAAAGUCUUCCAAACUAUAACGUGUGUCUUAACAGUGUCCACGCCAAAUGCGAAUGUGACGUGAGUAGUCUGACGACUAUUGGUGAGUUUAGCGUUUGAUUUAAAACUGAAACUGCUGAGACAAUUCAUUUUUUCAGACAAUUGGGAUUACGUAGGGUACAAUUUCGUUAACCUUUCCACUACAUCAACUUACAAAGGUCAACAUCGUCGUUGAUCACAAGGAACGAUACAAUUCCCGUCGCAAGCGAACAAGGUUAACUGCCUCUCCAACGAAAUAGAACAGAUGGACCUGCACCAAGUCGCCAUGCAAUAUGCAUGCCCGUUGAUUGGAAAAGAGCAUUACUCUUCGUCAAAAGGAAACGAUCGUCUCGUCGUCACCUGCCCUCCCAAAUGCAAGGAAAUAAAUUGCUCCCAGUUGAAAAUGUAACAUUCAUUCUCUUCAAAAAGGAAUCCUGUUCUGAUAGCAAAGCACCAUCUCCUGUAUGUUCAAUGGGAAUAACACCCUCUACAAUGCAAGGGCACAAGCUCGCCGGCAUCGCAAAAAGGAAUUGCCCCGGCCUGCAAAAAUACCGCUCAGCUUCAGGAAGCAACCCUUUCCUGUCGCAAGAGUUAAAGUUGUUAUCCUACACACUGUAUGUUUGAAUUUCAUGCUGUUGGUAUUUUCUUCCCCAUGUAAUAUGAUUUUGUGGAUGCUAUUAUUUUAUUCUAAAAGGGACUUAAAUGAACUCUUGAAAUCAUCAAUGAUCACUUUGAAAUCUUUGCCUAUUCAUGUUGUGUAUGAAUUGGGGAAAAAAGUCUAAGUGAUUCAAGUUUUAUUCUCUGUAAUUUCUAAUUUAUGCAAUAAAUCUUAUCUUUAUGAGGAAAAAAUGAAAAGCUUACACAUAUUAACGCCCUGUUUCUGUUCAAAUUAAAAUACAUUUAAAACAACAUAAAGUGACAUUAAGUGUGGGAUCCAUGUUAUAUUGUUGGAGAUACAGUCACCAAGAAAACCUUUAAAUUGUGUAAAGUCAUUUGGCAGAUCUUUUAGAUAUUGUUGAAUUACACAUAAUUACUGUAUACUGGGAAAUAUUUUGCCCAAUGCUAGUAAAAUCCAUUUUCGUGCAGCAUUAAUUUUUAGCUCACCUAGCCCGAAGGGCAAUUUGGGCGUAUGCGUACUGCGGCGUUCGUCUUCCAUCCGUCAAUUUGUUCUUUUGGAUGACUUCUUCUGAAGAACUGGAGGACCUAGCGUCACGACAUUUGACCAGUAGGUAGAUGGGAUGGGGGUGCUAUA
This is a messenger RNA of Mizuhopecten yessoensis (Yesso scallop), 3535 nucleotides long. RefSeq lists its product as uncharacterized. The record is from RefSeq and is a predicted model, not a curated record. Bases 187 to 2364 code for a protein of 725 amino acids. NCBI's taxonomy places the organism in Eukaryota, Metazoa, Mollusca, Bivalvia, Pectinida, Pectinidae. The transcript has 11 exons.